AUGGAGACAAACGGCCAAGCUAAUGGGCUUAAGUCUAAAAAGAAAGAUGACGCAGAUUCGAAGGAUAAUUUGUGGUCUGCUAUACUAGAGGAGGUUCAAAAUCAAGGGAAUACCAAAUUACCUUCUAAUAAGAACGUGCUAGUACUGGGUGACAACGAAACUGGGAAAACAACUCUCAUAGCUAAGUUACAGGGAGUUGAAGACCCUAAAAAAGGAUCAGCUCUUGAAUAUGCAUUCAUAGAUGUUAGAGAUGAGUACCGCGAUGACCACACUAGGCUCAGUGUAUGGGUACUCGAUGGAGAUCCAGGUCACACAAAUCUGCUCAAGUUUGCUCUCAAUGAAGAAACAUUCCCUCACACAUUAGUGAUGCUCACAGUGGCUAUGACAACGCCAUGGGGUAUACUAGAUCAGUUACAAAGCUGGGCCUCUGUGCUCGGCGAUCAUAUAGAUAAAUUGGAUCUCACUCCCGAACAAAGGUUACAAAGUAAAAAGCAGCAGGUCCAGAAGUGGCAGAGGUAUACGGAACCCGGUGAUGAGCUCGAGGCUAAUGCCUCGUCUCCUAUGAAGCGUUCCUCACGCAACCUGUCCGACGAUCUGGACAGUGACGAUGAGGACAACCAGCUGCCUGAAGCCGUGCUCACAACCAACCUUGGCUUGGACAUCGUGGUGGUUGCCACUAAGACUGACUACAUGAGUACUUUGGAGAAGGAGCACGACUAUCGCGAUGAGCACUUCGACUUCAUGCAGCAGUGGAUCCGUCGCUUCUGCCUGCAGUACGGCGCGGCGCUGUUCUACACCAGCUCCAAGGAGGACAAGAACUGCGACCUGCUGUACAAGUACCUCACGCACAGGAUAUACGGCCUGCCCUUCAGGACGCCCGCGCUCAUCGUGGAGAAGGACGCCGUGCUCAUCCCGGCAGGUUGGGACAGUAUGAAGAAGAUCAGUAUCUUGUAUGAGAACAUGCAGACGUGCCAACCUGACGACUACUACAGGGACGCGAUCGUGCAACCCGCUACCAGGAAGAGCGGCACUCGUUGUGAGGCGGAAGUACAAGCGGAGGACGAGCAGGCCUUCCUCCAGAGACAGCUGGCGGCGCUACAGGCAGGGACGCCCGCACCAAGAGCUGACUCACCGCUACGGACCGCGCAGAGGGUCACGCCACAGUUGGACGGCGCGAAGAUCGGCAUGGGUUCCGGUACUCCUGGCAACGAAGGCGUGUUGGCGAACUUCUUCAACUCGUUGUUAUACAAGAAGACGGGGUCCCCGGGGGCGCGCGCCCCGGACGGCUCGCCCGCAGCCGCCGCCGCGCGCUCGGACGCCGCCGCCGAGCUGGACCGACUCACGCGCGCCAAGAGACCGCCGCCCACCAUCGACCUUAACACGUCUGACUGCUAG
This is a messenger RNA of Danaus chrysippus (African queen), 1395 nucleotides long. The record is from the annotation of a GenBank genome assembly. NCBI's taxonomy places the organism in Eukaryota, Metazoa, Arthropoda, Insecta, Lepidoptera, Nymphalidae.